This is a messenger RNA of Thyridium curvatum, 1044 nucleotides long. RefSeq lists its product as uncharacterized. Gene Ontology annotation, cellular component: cytosol; peroxisomal matrix. Gene Ontology annotation, molecular function: protein binding. Lineage: Eukaryota; Fungi; Ascomycota; Sordariomycetes; Thyridiales; Thyridiaceae. The record is from RefSeq and is a predicted model, not a curated record. The transcript is spliced from 3 exons. Bases 1 to 1044 code for a protein of 347 amino acids. Gene Ontology annotation, biological process: protein import into peroxisome matrix.
AUGGCGGGCAUGCUCGAGUUCCGGACGCCGGGAUUCAAUCCAUAUGCCGUCAAAUACUCCCCUUACUACGACAAUCGCGUAGCUGUUGCCACUUCAGCCAACUAUGGUAUUGUAGGGAACGGAAAGGUCUUCUCGCUGAGACUGACCGCGCAGGGACCUCAAGUCGAGACAACGUCGGCGCUGACAGAGUACAUGAACAAAAGGUUCGACACAAACGACGCACAGUAUGAUCUCGCGUGGUCCGAAUUGAACGAGAACCAGCUUCUUGUAGCCUGCGGAGAUGGGUCCAUCAAGCUCUUCGACAUGACCGUCAAGGACUUCCCGGUCAUGAACUUUCACGAGCACAAGCGCGAGACCUUCUCCGUUAGCUGGAGCCCGGUCACCAAGGACACGUUCAUAUCUAGCUCCUGGGACGGGACGGUAAAGCAGGUGACCUACUGCCCUUCCAACCCAGCCAUCAUCUCAGCCGCCUCCAGCGACUCCCACAUCCGCAUAUUCGACCUGAGGACACCCCCCUCGGCCAAGUACCACCUCACGGCCACGAUCCCCGUCCACAUGCCCGGCCAGCAGGGCGCCCCCAGGCCGGGCGCCCCGCUGCCCGUCGCCGCCGCGCCGUCGGAGCAGCUGACCCACGACUGGAACAAGUACCGGGACACGGUCAUCGCGACGGGCGGCGUCGACCGCGUCCUGCGCACCUUUGACAUCCGCAACCCGGCCGGCGGCCCGCUGUCCGUCAUGCAGGGCCACCAGUACGCCGUGCGCCGGCUCGCGUGGAGCCCGCACGCCGCCGACAUCCUCAUCAGCGCGAGCUACGACAUGACGGUGCGCGUCUGGACCGACGGCUCGACCAUGCCGGCGGCGGCGGCGGCGCCGGACCAGGCGCAGCCCGUGCGCAUGGGCAUGGAGCUCGGGCUCAUGAACCACCACACCGAGUUCGUGACGGGCGUCGACUGGUGCCUGUUUGGCACCGGCGGGUGGGUCGCCUCGGUCGGCUGGGACGAGAGGGUGCUGAUGUGGGAUGCCAACUCGCUGCUCCGGCGGUAG